GCCUGGUCACUCUUCGUUUUCUUCUUUUUUUCUUAUGUUUUGCGCAUUUUAUUUUGCCGCCAAUAUAAAAUGAACGUGUCUACUGCGUCCUUAAAUAAUUCCUUUCAAGAAGAGGACGAAAUGCGCCUUGGCUAAACCAUGAACACAUUAAGACCUUCCUGGGAAAUCGUCAUAAAGCACCUGUUUCCCUAUGCAAAUACCACUGACGCCAAACAGUUAAUGGAUCGCUUUCUGGUCACCUUAUCGGGGAAGUUCGAGCUGAUGGAGAAUCUCCUAGAUCUGUUUACCCUGUCUAUUAUGAUGAUGACGUACCAAAGGGACAACUUACUGCUGAUGAAGGAGCGUUUUAUGCUUGUGGAUGUGGUCUGCCAUUUGGCGGACUCACUGGAUCGGAAGAGGUAGAAUCCAUAUAGAACCCAUGUCAAACUAUAUAUCACCUUAUAUGUAUCUCCUCAGAUGAACUACAUGGCCACUGGUUUAUACGCCAACUUGGUGACCGGCGUGGGAUUGGAGCGCUUGGAGAGGGUCCUGGACAUGCACACCGCCAUUCCAGCCUUGGUGGAGUCCUGCAGCCUAGGCAACAAUAUUGCCGUGGCUCUACUGCUCACCAUCAUGGCUCAGUACACGAGAGUACCAGUUCAAUUGGAUAAAAAGGAAUAUGCCCGCAAGGCUUUUGAAAUGGCCAAACUAAUCAACUGGCAGCAAUUGGCUGACAGUGGACGCCAGGCGGAUAUGUUUAUGCUAGUCCGGACGUUCAGCCUGAUCAUCAAUUGUCGCCGGAUACGAGAGGAGUGUCUGGACUGGACGAAUAAUCUGGGCGCCGAGAUACACAAAUAUUUCCUCCAAGUGCGCAAGGCAUUCGAUCAUACGGCCGCCUUUGGCUCCUUCGAAAUGAUGAUUGAGCGUUUCAUUGCUUACUGCGUGGUCCGCGGAGCCACAACAACACCUCAACUAUGCAACUACAACAUUUCGGAGCUCACGAAUUCAGAGUCUCAAAAGAUGUUUGAUGAAGUGUGAUAUAGACUUCUAUAUUAGUUAGUAACGUUAUACUUUUAAGAGCAUGAAGAUUUUAUGUCUACAUACAGCUGAGAUCAAAAAUGAAGACCAAACUUUUAACUUGUUAAGUAGUGAA
Messenger RNA from Drosophila suzukii, 1132 nucleotides. The record is from RefSeq and is a predicted model, not a curated record. NCBI's taxonomy places the organism in Eukaryota, Metazoa, Arthropoda, Insecta, Diptera, Drosophilidae.